AUGGAGGAGAAUCCAAAGGUGGACCUCUGCGGAGCUGAGCCAGCCCAGAGUGAGGUGGAGAGCAAAGCACAGCAUCCUGCUCACGAAGAGACUCCUCCAGAAACACUUGGUCACCAAGUGACAAGCAGCUGUCCUGGCACCUCCUGCAAACCAGAGAAAGAUCCUUCAGUGGGCGAAUCAUCAACUGCUGAUGGGGGGGAGGUGACAGAGUCAGAGCUGGCUGGCCCUACGGAAGAGGAGAAGGUCCUGCAAGAAACCAAAGAGACAUUGGAAGAAUCUGGGGAGACAGGAGAUGGUGCCUCAGAAAGAUCUCAAGCAGAAGAUGACAUGGAUAGAGGCAGGCUAGCCCAAGACAAAACGGAGAGCAAAGGGGAGAGCCCUGUCCAGCAGGAAACACAUGGGCACCAGGAGACAGGCAGGCAACACAAGAGCUCCCACACACCAGAGGAAGAUGAUUUUUCAAUAGACAAGUCACUCCACUCGGGCAGCGAAAGGGGACAUUCAGGUCUGACAGCCACAGAAGGUGUCACCAGUGGCCUGUUGUCAGAGGAGAGCACCAGUGCCCCCCUCCUACAUGAGGGGCCAGAGCACAGGGAGCAAGAAACUCCAGAGAGCGAAUCCCACAGCAUGCUAAGGAACAGACGUGGGACCGAAGGACACACAGCACAAAAGUCAGAGGCUCAAUCCUGCCUGCAGAACGUCACCCCCCAAAACACCAAGCAGGAGAUGGCUAAAAUGCCCUUCUUGCUGAAAGGUGAGGAACAGAAGCUUCCCUUGCGGGUUACUCAUCGUCCAGAAGGCACUGAUCCUCCACGAACAAGUCUUGCACUCGUGCUCUUCGUACUGUUUGUCAUCAUCAUCUACCGCUUUGGCAUCCUGGCCUCCAAGUCCCAGCGAGUUCCCACGAACCCCAUAGUGGAGGCCUUCGUGUCCCAGUUUAACGAGCUGCAGGACAGGUUCCCGGGGCAGAGCCCCCACCUGUGGCUUCGGGGGCGCAAGUUCCUGCAGAAGCACCUCAAUGCGUCUCACCACAGCGAGCCAGCCAUCAUCAUGUUCACGGCCGCGCGCGAAGGCAGGAGGACCUUGCAGUGCCUUUCAGCCCACGUGGCUGACACCUACGCAGCCGCCUUGCAUGCCAGCACAGUCCACAUCCAUGGCACGGAUAAAUCCGGGCUCCAGAGUGACCAGGCCAAGCUGGAGGUGGACAAGGAGCUAAGCUCAGCUUUCCAGGCGGGGGGCCGUGCAGCAGUGAUACACCACUUCGAGUCGCUGCCCCCAGGAGCCACCCUCAUCUUCUACAAAUACUGUGACCAUGAAAGCGCUGCGUUCAAGGAUGUAGCCCUGCUGCUGACUGUGCUGCUGGAGGAGGAGACGCUGGAGCCCCACAUCAGCCUCCCCCAGGUGGAGGAGAGAGUCCGGGACUUCCUCUGGGCCAAGUUCACUGACACCGGUGCCCCCAGCUCCUACAACCACAUGGAUACUGACAAGCUGAGCGGGCUGUGGAGUCGCAUCUCCCACCUGGUCCUCCCCAUCCAUCCGGUCCAGACCAUCGAGGAGGAAGGCUGCCACCCACACACCAAACCCUAG
Messenger RNA from Tinamus guttatus (white-throated tinamou), 1587 nucleotides. The record is from RefSeq and is a predicted model, not a curated record. NCBI's taxonomy places the organism in Eukaryota, Metazoa, Chordata, Aves, Tinamiformes, Tinamidae.